AUGAAAGUUAUCCACCGCUCCAGCACAGGAUAUCUAGCAGCGGUGCUGACUCUGAUGGCGAUUUCUAUCGGUUGGUUUCUGUCAAAACCAAAUACUCCUUGGGUCCUGGGAGUUACAAAACGAAGCUCUUCGCCAGAUGUUCCUGCUGAGCUCAGAGCACCAGAGAUUCUUUCCAAGCCGAUGGAAUACCUCAGCGAUUCUGUCAGAGCAGAAAUUUAUAAACAGAGAACGGAUAGAGUGAGAGAAUACUGCAAAUACAUGCCAAAUGAUACGAUUAUUGCGGAUAUGAAGAUGCAAGAACCGGAUGAAGUCAAUGAAGCGGAUUUUCCGAUGGUGGUGGAUCCGAUUCAUAAGAUUCUUUAUUGUGAGCUGCCGAAAGUGGGAAGCUCCAACUGGAAACGAGUCCUCAUCAAGCUAACUGACCCACGAUUCUCCGACAUUCGAAAUGUCUUGGCAAUCAGAAAGCCUAGAAAAUACGAUCAUUACAAUUUGAAGAAAAUCAACGCCUAUCCUUAUGAAGAGCGCGUGGAAAUGCUCAGAACGUAUUACAAAUUCACAGUUGUCCGAGAUCCAAUCGAGCGGAUUCUUUCAGCUUACAAAGACAAGGCUCACGAAGAAUUCCGAGGCAAAGCUGGAGCAAAGGUCCAAGAAUUGCUCAAGAAUCAAAAUCGAACCAAAGAUUUUGAAGAAUACGACAUUGAAAGCUUCCAUGCUUUCGUUCAGUAUCUAAUUGCCAGGGGACCUGAAGCCGCUGCAGGAGGACACUAUGGUGUCCGAGUCCGACAUUGGACUCGAUUCUAUGACAUUUGCCACUUCUGCGCCAUCGACUGGGACUUCAUCGGAAAAGUCGAGAGCAUUUACGAGGACGCCACGUGGUUAUUGAACGAAGCUGGAGUUGGAAAUCUGGUCAGCUAUCCUUACUUCAAAAAAGCAACAGCAACGGACACGAUCAAAAAGUACUAUCAAGGACUAUCAAGGGAAACCUUGUUACGGCUUUCAAAUCAAACAAAUAAAUUUGAAUGA
Messenger RNA from Oikopleura dioica, 1023 nucleotides. The record is from the annotation of a GenBank genome assembly. Lineage: Eukaryota; Metazoa; Chordata; Appendicularia; Copelata; Oikopleuridae.